Molecule: messenger RNA, 6125 nt
Organism: Uranotaenia lowii
Lineage: Eukaryota; Metazoa; Arthropoda; Insecta; Diptera; Culicidae
Gene: nrv3
Product: sodium/potassium-transporting ATPase subunit beta-2
Exons: 8
Coding region: 501-1439 (312 amino acids)
Biological process (GO): potassium ion import across plasma membrane; sodium ion export across plasma membrane; intracellular potassium ion homeostasis
Cellular component (GO): sodium:potassium-exchanging ATPase complex
Molecular function (GO): ATPase activator activity
Source: RefSeq, a predicted model, not a curated record
UCGUUAGUCGACUGCAUCAGCCGAGUCAAGACGAGUUGAGUUACUAUUCUACUAGUUCAGUAGAGUUUGAACGGUGCGAGCGGAAGGACUGGAUUUUUUGGCUUUCGGGUUGAUUGGUGGCAACCAGUGUGAGGAGUCCUUGAAGUCAGGAUUUUAUUUUGUGGCGGUUUACGGGGCCAGAAUUGCGGUGGGACCAAAUAGAGUGACGGGUUUUUUUUUCAAAGUAUCGAAUGUUGGCUUCGGUGAGGAAGUGAAGGUUGUUGAAUUUGUUGGUGCUUUUUGACCGCUGGAGUGAAGAAUCGUUCAAAAAUUUCGCGAGUUCGGUAAUAUACAAUAAGAAUCGUCUGGAACCGAGAUCCGUGUCCAGUACCGGAUUCGAGUGUCUCGUUCCGAUUGAAUCUCCGCACGCCUAGCUCCUAGUUUCUUCGGAAAUCCACCUAUAAGGAAUAUAGUCAAAUACCUGCCAGCCUAGGAAGUAGCAGCAGUGAAAGGGCACAGCCAUGGCCGAUAAGAAAGUAGCAGAACAAUAUUACGCCCCACCCGAAAAAUUGGGAAAAUGGGAAGGCUUCAGGGUAUUUCUCUGGAACAGCGAAACCAGUCAAUGCCUUGGCCGAACCGGCUCCAGUUGGGCGAAAAUCCUCUUCUUUUACCUAGUCUUCUAUGCUGCACUGAUCGGAUUUUUCUCAGCGAUGCUUGCAGUGUUCUGGCAGACGCUAGACAUGAAAAUGCCGAAGUACCAGCUGUCCGAAUCCCUGAUAGGAGCUAAUCCAGGUCUCGGAUUCCGACCGAUGCCAGAGGACGACAACGUCGAGAGUACGCUCAUCUGGUACAAGUCCUCGGACAACGGCAACGUUGAAGUCUGGACACAGGAGAUCGACAAAUUUUUGAAACCUUACAACAAGGAGCAGGAAAACCGCGUCGACUGCUCGUUUGACAAUCCCCCACCGGAGGGCAAGGUCUGCAAGGUUCCGAUGAACGAAUGGGGACCCUGCACCAAGGCGAAUCGUUACAACUUCAAGAAGAAGAGCCCGUGCAUAUUCCUGAAGCUCAACAAGAUCUUCAACUGGGUUCCAUCGUUGUACAACACCACCGAGGGUUUGCCCAAACACAUGCCAGAGGAUCUUCAGGAGCACAUCGGUGCUGAGCUCAGCCGUGGAGACAAGAACGCCAACAUUGUCUGGGUUUCCUGCGGUGGCGAGAAUCCGGCCGAUAACGAGCACAUCGGCCCGAUCAACUACAUCCCCCGUCGAGGAUUCCCGGGAUACUUCUUCCCAUUCAAGAACAUCGACAACUACUUGCCCCCGAUCGUAGCAGUCCACUUCGAGAGCCCCAAGACCGGUGUUCUGAUCAACAUCGAAUGCAAAGCCUGGGCCCGCAACAUCCACCACGACCGAGCGGAUCGAAGAGGGUCGGUCCAUUUCGAGCUGAUGGUUGACUAAGAAACGCGGCCAUCGUCCCUAGUAGCAGCUGGCAAGAGUAAGGCAGGCCGAAGAAGAUGAGUCUAGGCGGGCGGCGGAGGACAACGACUAACGACGGAGCAUUCAAUUCAACAGCAGCAACCAGAGAAACCACAGAGAAGCCACAACAGCAAACAACUAGUAGUGAAUGACAGCGAAUGAGAAAGAGUGAAGAGAGGUAGAUCAGAGACUAAGAAGAUCUGAUGCAAAAAAAAAAAAACACUUUCACAAAAACAGACAGACACACGCAAAACACUUCUAAGCGGAUAAAGAUCGCGCAUUUUAUAAGGUGUGUGAGAAAAAUUGAAAAAAAUCAAAUAAAAAAAGAAGCAGAUUCAAAUUGAUUCCGGAUCCGAACGAAACGAAAUUUUGAAGCUGAUGAUGUAAAAUAAGUGGUGAGGAAAAUUAAUCUGUAUUAUGAACAGUUUAAAUAGGAGUGUGCCCAAAAACGAGCCGGGUGAUAAAACACAUGAAAAAACAAUUAAUAAUUGAUAACAAGUAUUGAAGACUAGUUGAAGGAAAUUCGAGAAGAAAAAAAGGGAAGAACAGAAUAAACAAAACUAGCUUCAACUGACAUUAGUAAAGUGACGGCUUAAUGAAUGGAAUGAAACAUCGGAAAGUGAGUAAUUCAAAACUAAUAACAACAAAUUUAGGUGCGAUCUUUAAGUAAUUUAAAGUAUAAUUAACAAAACAAAACAAUAUAGCGGUUAAUGAUAAUACUAAAGAAAAACAAGCGCGAAAACAUCAUCUCGUAUAGGACGAAAACAAAUAUGGAUUAUAAGCUACUACCAUUUAACAAAAAAAACACAUGUACAGCUCUUAAAUGUAUACUCAUACUGAAAUCGCGAAACCGACCCUGUUGAACACUUAUUAAUAAAGAGUCUAUCAUAAAUUGAACACAAACAGAUAACAAUGCAACUCGAAGAAAGAGGUUAGGCCAAUAUCGGAUCAAGGAAAGCGAAAGCUUUCGAGCAGACACAUGACGGACUAGGGCGAGGUGGUGUGAUUGGAUAUGAUUGGAAAAAUAUUCAAAAAAAAAACCAAAAAAUAGAAAAUUAAAAAUCAAUCGACUGAACAUGACGAAUGAAACAAAAACCACACACACACCCAACAGGAACAGGAACCAAACCAAGGAAUCAACCAAUCGACGAGGACUUAACAGAAUUAUAACAACCAAGAAUGGAAGAACACAGAAACGAACUACACAGGAACAGAAACACCGCCGCAUUCAUACGCAUUCAAGAGCAAGCCACAAGGACGACACAAUUGACGAACUCUUCUAGGUAAGGCUAUUUAGAUUGGACGAAGGAUGCGCAUUUCGGACGAAAGUUAAUUUCAACAAGCAAUUUGAAAACGCUGAAUCAGUAAGUUUUCGAAUUUCGCUAAAUAAGAGGUAGUAGAGAAAACUAAGCUAAAAAAAAUUCUGUGUACAAACGAGAGAGCAAAUCACUAUGGCAAAAAGUACAUGCAAACAUGAACAAGUGGUAACAAGCAAGUAUGACUUAUGCGUGAGAACCCGAGGAGAACACGGAAAUCGAAAAGUAGAAGGAUUAUUUUUUAUAUAAGUCAAACAUACUUAAAUAAUGUGAAGCUUUUAUAGAGAAGUAAACAAAAAGAAAACACAAAGCAUUAUACAGAGACACUUUCACACAGACACCUGCAAAACAAAAAAAGAACAUGAGAAGAUAAAAGUUUAUCGAUAUAUUUGUGGUUUGAUUGAAAUCAAGAAAAAAAAAAGCAAAUCUUGUUUCGUUUAUUCGAUUUUAAAGUUUAAUACGUUAAUGUAAGUGAAACUACUGAAGAAGAACACUGUUUGAUUGGUAAGAAAUCACAAAUAUAUCCGAAAUAUCAGCAAGUAUCGGCAACAGUUAGGACUAAUUGAGCUAUAGAGAAUACAAAAAAGGGUGUAGUGCUACCAAAAAGCAGAAAUAUAGUGCAAAAAGCUGCAGAGUACCGUCAAAUCAUUAUAUGAGCGACAUACGUUUACAAGGGCCUCUUUCUAUUCUUACACUCACUGCCCAAAAACAAGAAAUAAAUAAAAGGAAAAAAUAAAACAGAUACAAUGUAUUUAAAAAACAAAAAACAAACAAUGACAGCAGACAGCAAAAGCAAAAAAACGAGCGGAAAUCGUAAAACUUUGCCGCGUUAAUGCAAAUAAUAGAACCUGCAAUUUCAUCGUACUCCUAACGGUUACUCAAUGCUCUCGAAAAAAAAACAACCAGAAGAAAGAAGAAAAACCCACAAUACACCGCAUUUAGAGUUUGCGAUCAACCAAUCUGAUUCGGAAAAUAUAGAAAUAUUCGUCAACUUAAUGUUACAAUUCAACAACCGCUCGACCUAAAACCUAAAUUGUCUUCAUUUGACUCGGGAACGCUGGCAAAUUGAGGAUAUUUCUGAAAUUGAUCGUCACCUUUUGCAGACUGCAGUAGACCAAUAAUAUCUUUGGAGCAGAAUUAUUGACUAAGCUCUUAGCUAGAAUAUUUGCUUCGCUCAAAUUAAACUACGAUCUGAUGUGUUGUUUUCUACCUUCAGUGGCGAUUUCCAAGGAAUAAAAUUUAUCAAAUUGUCCACCUUAUCAAUUCUUCAGACUUUAAUAUCUCAAAAUUGGUCAACAACAUACGCUAACCCUUUGACAGUGUACAUUCGAAAUACACCGGAAGCUUUCUAUCGAAUUUCUCUCAGUGCUUCCAGCUUCAAAUCGACUGAGCCGAUUCCGAACUCAAGCAAAACCAAUACAAGCAAACCAAAAACUCGAACGCUAUCACGUUAACAUAUAGCCAUCCCAAAGCAUCCUGAAGCAGUGUGGCCAAAUCAGAACUAAUCCUCUCAUCUCCCGCGGCAGUAACCGAUUAAAAAUUGAUAAUAUUUGACACCCGUGCAAAUAAUCCCGAUAAAAAUGAAAAUGAACAUGCAAAAAAGUUGUUGAAAGUAUUAUUAACGAUUAUUAUUGGGAAAAAUUGAUAGAAAAAAUGAUAAAAACAAAAAAUUGAGCCUCGUAUAAAUAAACACCUACUAGCGAAAGUCAGUGAACAAAAAAAAAUACGAUAAAACCCAAACCAAAAAAAGGAAGAAAAAAAUGCUAUAAGUAAAUGUUAUCGAUGGUGCGCCAAUGCGAUUUUCAUGUGCUAACUUUGUCAUUAUUAUUAGUUUUGGUUCAUCUAGCGAACGCAAAAGCAGCAGUAGCAGCAAAACACACUCACACACCCGUCACUCGAAGGAGCAAAUUAAACGUUUUUUUUUCGGUUCAAACAAAGAAGAAGAAAACAUAAACAUAAAUAGACCCCCGGCAACAGCAACAAUCACCCAUUGUCAAUGCUGGCUGGCGUAACAUUUUUCGGUAAAUUGCCCCUAGAAUAUCGGAUUUAGAAAACUGUGUUUCAUUUUUUAUUCCGUUGUUUUUUUUUUCUGUUUACUAUUUAUUUCUGACACCUAGUGAUAAAGUAUUUAUUUACGUUUUAUCUCACCCGGCAACAAGUAUUGUUUAUUUUUGUAUAGUUUGAAACUAGCUCAUCUUACGUUCCGAGGAUAAAUAAGCAAAAAACUUGCGCACUGUGUUCAUAUAUCGAAUACAAGUUAAUAAAGUUGAAAACUGUUUAGGUAAAUCAUAGGAUUAGCUGUAAUGAACAAUGAUCUAAACAAUAAAUAAUGAAAAUGCCCCUUUUUCCCCAAAAAUAAACACUAAAAAAACACACCUACAUACACACUUUCAGUGAGACAACAACAGAACGAAAACAAGAAAAAUGUCAUGCCGUUUGAAGCAGCCAUAUACUUUUUUGAGCUAAGCCAUCAGUAGGUUUUGAUACUUUUAGAAAAUACUAUUUUAGCAAACAGGUAAAAAAAUAAAUGAAAUCGAAACUUGAAAUCCUUAGUUUAAGUCGUAUUUAAUUGUUUGACCUGUAUCGUGAUAUUUCGAUAACUGAAAUUGGACAUUUGAAGGGUGUAAAGCAAGACAACAGCUGGUUUCGCUACAUCCAAUGUGCAUCUAGAUAAAAUUUUCGAAUAUGUUAUUCCGAUUGUAUCGCUAACCUGCUAAACGAAGAUAAAUUUAAAUCCAACCGUCUAGCUUAGGCAAUGUGUUAUCCGAUGCGCGACAAUAGUCCAUGUGCAUCUUUUAGAAGAAACCCGAACAGUUUCAAAGCAGUUAAACACAGAUUGUUGAUGAAAAACUCGAGCAGGAAUGACAUACGUUGGAAACUUUUAUUUUUGACUAUUGGUUCUAGGACAAUACAAACUCAGUUAUAGGGAAUUCGCCCCACUUGCUAAGCUGAUGUCAAAGAACUAUCUUAAACAGAAGUUAUGCAGAAGUGGGGCACCGUAUCCCUUUCACUAUACUAAGUUUCGAGACUCUAAAAUCCGCUUUCGGCAUGUCACAGCAAGCAUUUAAAAUGGUUCUUAAUACAAAGUAAAAAACAAAAAAACAACAGCAACAAAACAAAAACAAUUUCACUCACCUAAGCUUAAAAAUCUAUUUAAAAACACCCACCACAUCCACACAACGGAAGAAAGCCACAUUACACACACGAUUACAGCUAAACGUUAAAUAAUGGAAAUUAUAAACAAAAAAGUAAUAACAGAAGAAAAAAAAAACAGAACAAAACCACAUUGUAAAGCUAUUAUAACUUUUUAAUGAAUAAUGAAAUUAUUGAAAUAAAAACUGGGAAAUCUGUA